UUCAACAACACAUCUCGCGCACGUGUCCCAAGGCCUGUGUAUCUAAUCAUCACAACUCCUUGGUACAUCGCAACAUUUCGACCAAAAUGCAUGCUGUAUCAGAAUCAGUUGACUUGUAUCGUGACGCAACAUGACAGCCAUACGCGCUCCAUGUCCCAUUGUCCUGGAACACGCAAAGCUUUUGCCUUUACUUAUUUGGAUAUCGAACCAUCGAAACACGAAGGUCACGAUCUUGAUCUGUGAGACUCGUUCCGACUUCGAGACGCGUAUAAUUCUGGAGCUACUAGCGACCGGUUCGAAUAUACUCCAUCCUACCUUGGAGAGGCUCUCAAACAGCCGCUACAUUGACCUCAGAUUCUGCUCCACGGCAGAAGCAUUACAUGCAUACCUUACUGCUUAUAGUGUUAAGAGUACAGCAAGUAUCGACGAAGACACCGAGGCUUCUGUCCUCGCUAUUGUAGAUCCCAUCAAAAUGCACGAAAUGUCACCAUUAUAUUCAGCGCAGGGACUCAGUAAGUUUUUCGCAGCUGCUGUGGAUGCCUCCACUAUAUCAGGAGCGCAACUAUAUGUCGUCGAGUGCGCAGUGCCGCUGCUUCGAUCAACCUCUAUAGAUAUACCAAUGGACGAUUACAACGACACUCCAGCCGAGGCAACAUCCCCGGGACUUGAUCUCGAAGAAGUCUCUAUUGCGACUGAGAUCGACCCCUGGAAUGCCGAAGUGCCCAUUCUGAAUGCAACAACCAGGACUUUUGGCCCCGGGCAACGUGGCUGGAUGGGACGCACAGUGGGAAUCAAGAGAAUUGCAGCGAGAUGGUGUAUUUUCAAGCGAUUGGACGAAACAUAGCACUCCAUCUGCGCCUUGAAUCAAGAUCCCAUGUGUUGGCUACGAUGUGACUAGAGUGU
Messenger RNA from Pseudovirgaria hyperparasitica, 903 nucleotides. RefSeq lists its product as uncharacterized. The transcript has a single exon. Lineage: Eukaryota; Fungi; Ascomycota; Dothideomycetes; Acrospermales; Acrospermaceae. The coding region runs from base 131 to 844 and encodes 237 amino acids. The record is from RefSeq and is a predicted model, not a curated record.